This is a messenger RNA of Heterobasidion irregulare TC 32-1, 330 nucleotides long. RefSeq lists its product as uncharacterized. The record is from RefSeq and is a predicted model, not a curated record. The transcript is spliced from 4 exons. Lineage: Eukaryota; Fungi; Basidiomycota; Agaricomycetes; Russulales; Bondarzewiaceae. The coding region runs from base 1 to 330 and encodes 109 amino acids.
AUGCCUAACAAUCCAGCAGAAAAUGAUGAAGAUUGGGAGGGGUAUUAUAUUAACAUGUUUGUGGACCGCGACAUGUUCAUGCGCUUCCGCGGUGGCGGCAUCGCUACACAAGUGCUGGAGGAGCCCUCCGACGAGGCAGUCAAUGAGCAAGGCGGCGGCGCUGAGGACAACAAUUCGGAAGAGGAAUAUAAAGAAGAGAAGGGAGAAGAAGGCCCUUUGAUGGAAGAAGAGGAAGAGGACUCUGACGAUGAUCUCGACCCGUUGCCUAAAGGUGACGGAAGGGAGCGGGACGAGCGAGUGCUUGCGGAGGAGGGUUAUGGCAAGUUUUGA